AUGGGAGCGAGAUCCGGAAAGGAUCAUUGGGCUUUCGAAACUCACACUGCACACUUCGACGUGCAGAAGGGGUUGCUAACAGACUUGCUCGUGGUGGAAAACGUCCCCGAGUACAAUGUGGAGUGUGUCAGACAGGCCCUUGGCCCAGCCUACAAGGUGCACUCCGUAAAAGUUGACCCCAGAGCAUUUGGCCAACGGGCUGCAAGGGCACGUGUGUACGUAGUGGCAUACCGGCGCAAAGCAUUGAAAUUCAGGGACGGAACUUCCUUGCACGGCAUGCUUUCUUUGCUACGGCAGAAGCCAAUCCUCAGCAUCAGUGACUACUUUUGGAAGAAGCUUCCAACCAUGUUGCUAUCUGCGCCGAAUGAGCUGGAAAGAUACCUCCACCCGGAGGAAGCGCUAUCUACCCAUCUUCUUCCGAUGACUGCUUCCCAAAGCAGUGCGUGUGGCAGCCCAAAGCUGAACAUGCGACAAGUGCCACCUACUGAGAUGGUCAGAAUGGCAGGCAAUGCUAUGUCAGUACCGGUGGUGGGCGCUAUUUGCCUCGUUUGUAUUUUAGGUCUGGAGCGAACAUGA
Messenger RNA from Symbiodinium sp. CCMP2456, 576 nucleotides. The record is from the annotation of a GenBank genome assembly. NCBI's taxonomy places the organism in Eukaryota, Dinophyceae, Suessiales, Symbiodiniaceae.